UUGUGGGCGACACUCCUCUUGCAGCUGGCUGAGCGACACGCCUCCCGCAGCCUCAUGCAACAGCGACCCUAAGCAGCGCACCGUUUUGAACGGUUUCUUUCCUUCAUGCGACCGAAGAAGGCCCGUUUAACGGGAGAUUUCGACGAUGAGUAGCUUCAUGAAUAUGGCGUGUAUUGGAGACUUUGACCCAUUCACCGCUGCCAUUCCCGCCACCAGAGUUGAGCUCACGGUGUCGUGUAGAAAUCUCCUGGACAGAGACACAUUCUCCAAAUCAGACCCAAUUUGUGUGCUGUAUACACAAGGAAUCGCCAACAGGGAAUGGAGAGAGUUUAGUCGGACAGAGAUGAUAAACAACACCCUGAAUCCAGACUUUGUCCGAAAAUUCAUCCUGGACUAUUUCUUUGAAGAGAGACAGAAUCUACGAUUUGACCUGUACGACCUCGACUCGAAGAGCGACAACCUCUCUAAACAUGACUUCCUGGGCCAGGCAUUCUGUACCCUGGGGGAGGUGGUGGGCUCCAUGGGAAGCUGCAUGGAAAAACCUCUCAUUGGGAUUCCAGGGAAGAAGUGUGGUACCAUCAAAGUGAGAGCAGAGGAGCUGAGCAAUUGCAGGGAGUCAGUGAUGCUGCAAUUCUGUGGGAACAAGUUGGACAAGAAAGACUUCUUUGGGAAAUCGGAUCCUUUUCUGGUCUUCUACCGUAGUAACGAAGACGGAUCAUUUACUAUCUGCCAUAAGACAGAGGUAGUGAAGAACACUCUGGACCCAGUGUGGCAGGCGUUCAAGAUCCCCGUCAAGGCCCUGUGCAACGGAGACUAUGACAGGAGCAUAAAAGUGGAGGUGUAUGAUUGGGACCGAGAUGGAGGCCAUGACUUCAUUGGGGAAUUCAAUACCAGCUACAGAGAGAUGUCAAGAGGCCAGUCACAGUUUCACAGCUACGAGGUGGUAAAUCCAAAGAAGAAAGGCAAGAAGAAGAAGAAAUACCUCAACUCAGGAACAGUAACCCUUCUGUCCUGCCUGGUGGACAUGGAGCUCACCUUCCUGGAUUACAUUAAAGGAGGGACUCAGAUUAGUUUCACAGUGGCAAUUGAUUUCACAGCAUCAAAUGGCAACCCCUCCCAGCCCACCUCUCUACACUACAUGAGUCCAUACCAGCUGAAUGCCUAUGCCAUGGCUCUGAGAGCUGUAGGGGAGAUUAUCCAGGACUACGACAGUGACAAGAUGUUCCCUGCACUGGGCUUCGGAGCCAAACUGCCCCCAGACGGACGGGUCUCGCACGAGUUCGCUCUGAAUGGGAACCCCCAGAAUCCAUACUGCAGUGGGAUAGAGGGGGUGAUGGAGGCUUACUACCAAAGCCUCAAGUCUGUUCGCCUCUAUGGACCCACACAUUUCUCCCCUGUCAUUAACCACGUGGCCAGGUAUGCACAAUCAGUCAAAGACGGCUCCCAGUACUUCAUCCUCCUUAUCAUCUCGGACGGCGUCAUCACCGACAUGGCCCAGACCAAGGAGUCCAUCGUAAACGCAGCUACUUUGCCCAUGUCAAUUAUAAUUGUCGGUGUUGGACCAGCAGAAUUUAAUGAAAUGAUUGAGCUUGAUGGAGAUGAAGAGAGGAUCUCAUCCCAAGGGAGGUUCGCUGAGAGAGACAUUGUUCAGUUUGUUCCGUUCCGUGACUACAUCGACCGCAGGGGGAACCACAUUCUGAGUAUGGCCCGUCUGGCCAAGGAGGUCCUAGCUGAGAUCCCUGACCAGUUCCUCUCCUACAUGAGAACCAGGUGCAUCAAACCAGGCCCCUGCCCCCCUGCCUACAACGCCGCCCCCGCCGUGCACCCCCUCCUCACCCGACGGGUCAGCCGAAUCUGAGGGGUAAGCCUCCCCCGGGCCUCUUCCUUUCUUGCUUCUUCUUCCUCACUGGAGUUUGACGAUGGUGGUCCGAAGAAGCCAACCACCAUUUCCACUCUCUUGUUGCACUUUUGUGAAUUCUGAAUUCCUAUCUGCAGAAAGGACAGCAAGGCGUUUUGCUUCUAUUUAAAGUGUCCCUCAGGAAGGACUUCCCAUGAGAUGUCAGAGGCCACAGUUUACUCGUCUGACCCAGGAAAUGGGUGAGUGCCUAGAACUGACCAACCAGGAGCAGCAUCCAAUCUGUGAAGAACUGUUCAGAAGUACAUUUCUGUCUCUUAUUUCUAUGCCCUACUCUUCCUCUCAAGCCCGCUUCUGUCUCACCAACGGUCUCUUUCUAAAUGUUUACAAAAGUUGAGGAUGAAGAGGAGGAUUUGUACUCGUGGAUAUACAGUUGAAGUUGGAAGUUUACAUACACUAGGUUGGAGUCAUUAAAACUUGUU
Messenger RNA from Salmo salar (Atlantic salmon), 2337 nucleotides. NCBI's taxonomy places the organism in Eukaryota, Metazoa, Chordata, Actinopteri, Salmoniformes, Salmonidae. The record is from RefSeq and is a predicted model, not a curated record.